Molecule: messenger RNA, 2862 nt
Organism: Schizophyllum commune H4-8
Lineage: Eukaryota; Fungi; Basidiomycota; Agaricomycetes; Agaricales; Schizophyllaceae
Exons: 1
Coding region: 1-2862 (953 amino acids)
Source: RefSeq, a predicted model, not a curated record
AUGAGCCUUUUCAUCUUUCACCACGACUCAAGGGCUCUGCCCAAGCCUCUGGACGUACGACGCACCCGCGGAGAGCGUUGGGUGAUCAUAGGCGGGCGGAUCGAGCUAUUGGGACCAGGACCGCGGCGGGAUCGCCUCGACGACGCCGCGAGCAGGCGCCUGGGAAGAGGUCCGCGAUGGCUGUUCGCUCCCUUUGUGUGGCGCUGCUACAUGGCGAUGUGCUCGAUCUCCUCCGACGACCCGCUCGACAUCCUCUUCAUGUCUUUUUCGCUCAACAACCUCGUCUACGAAGGGGGAUCGACCAGGAUCGACGACGAUCACGUCGAUAAGCUCACCUACUGUGCGGAUGCCUUCGAAGCCAUGGUCGAGGCUCUGCGAGACUCCGCCCCCGCCAUCUUCCUCCUCUACCACGGCUCGCAAGUGCGCCCCGCACGCUGCGACAAGGAAGGAUUGGCGCGGGAAGGUCGACCGGCAUCCCUCCUGGACCGCAUCUCCCAAUUCCAGCUCGCAGCUCUGGACAACGCGGCCUUCGUGGCGUGGUGGACAUUGUCCUUCAAGGGCUGGGAAGCCGCUCUCGAGGAAUGGCAGGUGGAGAUGGUCCGCAGCUGCGCCUUCCGCUCCCGAGAAAAGGCGGGCUGCUUCCUGAACCUUUCGACGGACUACUCGCUGGCCAACUUCGAGCUCUGGAUCGAUCAUGGAGUACCAAUCUAUUUUCUGUGGUCGGAGGCGCUUCAUCACGACAAGCGAUUCUCUCGCGCGAACCCGGACGUGCUGAAGCAGUAUUGGGACCUGCGCCAGGCCAUCGAGGACGACGAGACCUUCCACGCCGAGGCCAAGGCGCACUUCCUACGCACGGACCGGGCGGGAGUCUUGCAGUACGACAAUUUCUUCCAGGAUCAGGCGAUGAGGAAUUUGUUCAUGAACAUGGAGACCCGCUCCUACCAGGAGGGAACGACCUACGUCCUGGAGGCCUUCCAGAACUAUCGCCCCAUCCGCCUUCGUGACCGCGAGAUGAUCGAGAGGUACCUUGUCCACUACGAGGCGAUCGCGCUACCCAACUCCUCCCCGCCUACCGUCGCCAUCAUCCGUUGGGCCCCGCGCGAGCCGUACCGAGGCCAACCAGACGAGGAAGGAUACACGGUGGACUACGGAGCGUGGGAGUAUGAGGAGGAGCUUCGUUUUCAAGGCCGCGCGUUCGACAAGGAGUCCGGAUGGUUCGUCAACGACAUCCUCGUCCUCAGGGAGCUGUUCAAGGUCGCCUACGCGCCCGAGCGAGGAGAAGCUUUCAUGCCCGACGGGACGCGUCUGCAAGACCCGCUCCUCCCCGACGCCGAGUUCGAUUUCGUCGCGGCGUACGAAGCGCGGGUGAUCCAAGAGGCGGUGGAGGAUGGGAAGGAACGACCGCCCGACCUGCGAGAGUACUACGAGUACGAGCUGGCCGACUGGAGGGAGAAGCAGCGUGUCGACAAGGAGAACGCGGAUGCCACCAUCGCGCGGUUGGGCGGCGACCCUCUUGGGGAGAGUCCUCUGCACCUCGGCAACGUGAUGGAGGAGGACCCGGCGUGCAUCCCUCCUCCGACUCCACCGAAUAUUCAGGAGAUGCCCGAGCUACUCAGGCGGAUGGUCUUCCCCAACUGGAAGGCGGCGCGCACAGGACCGAGCGAGGAUCGAGUGACGAGGCGCAACGGGAGCAGCUUUACCAGGCGGGACGCCUCAAGAGGCGCCAGUUCCUCGACGUCCAGCCGUCUCGUGGCCACUGCGUCACGUCGCAGUGCUUCCCCCUCGAGGGGACCUACCCGUCUGGCGGAUCCAACCCGCCUCUCGACGCAGGUUUUCCGACCCAACGACCCCGAGUUCGAGGAUGUCCUGUCAGAGCUCAUCGACCAACUCGACCUCAUGUUCAGCAUAAUCGCCGAGCCAGCCAAGAGGCGAGGGGACGAUGAGCGGGCUCCGAGAAUUGGUUGGGACAACGAGGUCAUCGAGAGGGCCUACAUCCACUUCCCCGAGCCGCUGGACGCCCUGCGGGUCCUUCUCUACGCCUUAUUCAUCCGCGACAUCAUCACUCCAGCGCGAAUGCUCAACUACAUCGUCAAGCACGGUAUCAAAUUCCGUAUCUUCCUGCCGCGCGACCCGAUUCCGGCGCCCUCACGCGGGCUCAGCCAACCUCGCCCUUCCGGGAUGCGCGCCUCUCACCUGCAUGGCCUCACGGGCGACACCCUUUUCCAGACCUGGGAGGACGCGAUGAACGGACCCUUCUGGGCGAAGACUCACUUCCCCGGAUUCAUCCAAGAGGGUGGAACGAUUGGCUUCUUGGCGCGACACUACGCGACGAACAAGCUGAGGCGCGAGGCGGGCUUGGGCGUCAGCAUGGAGACGAGGAUCUUUGCGCGCAACUCGGACUUCCUACCGGACUCAGUCGAGACCUUCCAGGUCGUACACGACGACGUAGGGGCGGAAGAGCGAAGCUUCGCUAUCGGGACUCUGCCGCCUAUAGAGGCGAACGGCAACCCUCGUCACAUGCUCCCGCCGACACACUGCUUUGAGCACAAGUACUGGGACUUGGGUACGGGCGAGUGGACGGACUGGGAGGAAGACUACCUCAUCGACUUGCUAAACCGUUGGAAGCUGGGAAAGGAGGUCCCGAGGACGGCGGAAGGGUGGGCUGGACACAUGCGAGUGUACCGCAAGAACCUAUCCCGCAAUCGUUCACUCAACGGCCGCGACAAGAGAUGCCCGGGGUCGACAGAAGCCGCGCAAUGGUGCCGCAUGCUGCGGGAGGUCUACGGAUUUUCUUUGAAGACGAGGAAGAUCGCGACGCUGACGGACGCGCCUGAACCGGAGCGCGUGCGCCGCUUCCAGUAG